Galeopterus variegatus (Sunda flying lemur) is the source of this 2976-nucleotide messenger RNA. RefSeq names its product inhibitor of nuclear factor kappa-B kinase-interacting protein-like. The transcript has 4 exons. NCBI's taxonomy places the organism in Eukaryota, Metazoa, Chordata, Mammalia, Dermoptera, Cynocephalidae. Bases 1 to 1149 code for a protein of 382 amino acids. The record is from RefSeq and is a predicted model, not a curated record.
AUGCAGGGCGCAGGGCAUUUACCCUGUGCCCCGGGGCAGGGCCGGGCCUUCACAGGUGCCUCACCUGGGUCUCAGCAGCCCCGGGGCGCAGGCGGGAGGAGCCCCGGGGCCCGGGGCGGCGGAGGCGCGGGCUGGGCGGACCCUCGGACGGGCCUGAGCCUGCUGUCGCUGGGGACGUGCCUGGGCCUGGCGUGGUUUGUAUUUCAGCAGUCGGAAAAGUUCGCAAAGGUGGAAAACCAAUACCAGUUACUGAAAAUAGAAACUGACGAGUUCCAAGGACUUCAAAGUAAAAUCAGUUUAAUUUCAGAAAAGCUUGAGUCUACUGAAAGUAUCCUGCAGGAAGCUACAUCAUCCAUGUCUUUGAUGACCCAGUUUGAGCAGGAAGUAUCCAGCCUCCAAAGUAUCAUGGAUGACAUUCAAAAUAGUGAAGACACACUCACUCAAAAGAUGCAAAUCCUUAAUGAGAAAUUCCAGAAUAUUACGGAUUUCUGGAAGAGAAGCCUAGAAGAAAUGAAUGUUAAUACAGACAUUUUCAAAUCAGAAGCAAAACAUAUACAUUCUCAAGUUACUGUCCAAAUUAACUCAGCUGAGCAAGGAAUAAAAUCACUCACUGAACGGCUAAAAGAUUUGGAAGAUAGCACACUAAGAAAUAUUAGAACAGUAAAAAGACAAGAAGAAGAAGAUCUUCUGCGAGUAGAAGAGCAACUUGGCUCUGAUACAAAAGCAGUUGAAAAGUUAGAAGAGGAACAACACGCUCUCUUUGCCAGAGAUGAAGAACUGACUAAUAAACUUUUCAAUUAUGAACCCAAAGUCGAAGAAUGCAAGACACAUUUGCCAACAAUCGAAAGUGCCAUUCACUCUGUUCUCAGAGUCUCUCAGGAUCUGAUCGGAACAGAAAAGAAAGUGGAAGACCUGACUAUGCAGAUGUUUAACAUGGAAGACGAUAUGCUGAAAGCAGUAUCUGAAAUAAUGGAUAUGCAAAAAACUCUUGAAGGAAUUCAGUAUGAUAAUAGCAUAUUAAAGAUGCAAAAUGAACUGGAUGUUCUGAAAGGAAAAGUUCAUGAUUUUAUAGCAUAUGCAAGUAAAAAAGAAAAGGAAACUUUAGAAGAAUAUAAUCUAGAAAACAAAGGAAUUAGUAGUGAUUUUUAAAUUCACUGCAUUUAUUCCAAUGAACCAUAUUAUUAUACAUAAAUUGAUUAGUUCCAUGUUUUUUAGUUAUUUUGGUAUGCCUCACUUUAUCUUACAUUAUUGGAAAAAUAAGUGAGAUGUGCACACAAAUCCAUGUAAAAAAAGCUUAGCUUUUUAAGCACUAAAAUUUAUUUCAUUUUAAAUAUAAAUAGCUCUAAAAUACAUAUUCUCUACUUUUCAGAGCAACAGGCUUAAUCUUUUAAAAUGUUUUUUCUAAUAAUUAAUGGACAUCAUUAUGAAUUUUACGUAUUAUAUUGGACCUAAAUACAUUGAUGUCUCUAGGAGCUAUUGGAGAAUGUUUAUUACUUCACUAAAUGACCCCAGUUUGCUAUUUUUCAAACCUAUGUCUGUUUCUUAUACCUUUUCUAUCACUUGAUCUUAAUGUCAGGUUGGUUGGCAAUGUGCCUUCCUCAGCCAGUUCUUUUCUUUGUAAUUCACUGCAGGCUAAGAAUCCAGAUAACCAAGUUCACAGGAGUUUUGUCUAAAAUAAAAGAUAACAUGCCUGAAGGAAAACCUGGAAGUUUUGCUAUGAAUUAAUAUGCACUUUCUGGAAAUUAGGAAGCCAGGGAAAUAUUUUACUUUUUGUUAAGUUUCUAAACUGUGUUACACAUAUCUGUUAGAAUUUUUAUUUUUUAUUUUUGGCUGCUGACCAGUAUGGGGAAUGGGAUUCAAACCAUUGUCGUUGGUGUUACCAACACUUGUUCUAACCAACAGAACUAACCAGCCAGCCCAGAAUUUUUAAAUACAAGUAAAUAAAUAAAUAAAUGUUCUUAUUUAAGGCCUUUCCUGUGAAUUCAGUGUGUAUGCUUUGAAGUAUGAACUUUUGUAAUAUCUUUGUGUACCUGGGCUUUUUUUUUUUUUUUUAAGGUUCUAUCUGUGUUAGACUCAAGUUUGCUAGAUACGUGAUCUCUAUAUAUGCACAAUAAAAAUAUACCAAUAAACCUGUGGCCUGUUUUAAAGAGGAAAAAGUGGCAUAGCAAUUAAUAAUAAUUAUGAUCAUUAAAAGUAUGUCAUGAUUUCAAAGAUUCCCCAAACUACCAAACUAAGUUUGUCUUACAUAUUGAUUUUAUUUUAUUCAGAUUUAUAUGAUGUAGUCAACUGCAUAUGGAAGUCCUGCUCUUGUUUCUUUUUGCCAGUAACCAUCCCAGUUCUAUAAUGCAGUUUCAGUGGAAUUAAACGCACAGAACUUGAAAGCAGUCAGUUACAAAAGGUAGUUGUUGCCACUUGGUUUUACUACGUAAAUUUGCAAGUUUUUGGCGAAAUUCCAAAUAAGUUCUACAUUGGAGUUCAUAGCCAUGAGUCAUAAAAAUAAGCCUGGAAGAGUGCUACUAUUAAGGGCCAUGGCAUUAUUUUCUGAAAUCUUAACAUUAAAUCUCUUGACUUCUGAAUGUCUUAAGUUUUUAUCUGUGUGCACUGACAAAAUUAUAUUUUUUUGCUUUUAUGUUAAUGCCAAUAAAAUAGAUUACAAAAUUAGCCGGAACUUUUUGUUUCCCUCUAUCAUGUCAGGGCAGAUGUGAUCUCUUUCCUUGCAUUCUUUUAAUAACUUUUUUUUGCCUGUCACCAGAUUUGAUACAACUUUAUUAUGAACUUGUGUAUACCAUGGUAAUCGUUACUGAAAGUAAGUGGAAACAAGGUGGCCACUGUGCUCUGUAAUGACCCUUACAAGGGAAACAAAAACUGCCCUUCUACAAAUAUUACAUGAGAGAACUAUUGAUGUGUAUGUGUAUAUAUGUAUAUAUUCCUUUACUAAGAGGUUUUCCUAUUAAAAAAUUGUCAGAGAGAUUUAAA